AGUGCUUUUUUCUGCAACACUGUUUUUCUCUUUGUCUAAAGAAAAAACGUAAAGCUAACGCCUUCUCUAUGCUUUUUAUUAUCAUUCAAUCUACCUACAAGUGUUAAGCUACUACCUCUUGCAAUACUUGAAUAUCUAGAGAGCCUUUAGCUACCCUUUUUUUUCAUAUUUGAUUUGAUCCUUUGCUUCCUUGAUCAGCUUCAAUAUAUGCCUAUUAAAGUUUGGAGCUCCAUUUUAGUUACAUGAUGAAGAGAAGCCAUGAAAGAGAGAGGCAAAGCUGUGGAAGUGUACAACAACAACAACAACAUUGAUUUUUUCCAAAACUAUAGCACUUCAUCGGAUGUUGUUCCAUGUAGGAAACAUCCACAAUCGUCUUCUGCUGGUGUAUGUGCGUAUUGUCUUAAGGAUCGUUUGAUCAACUUGGUUUGCUCCGACUGUGGUGAGCAACGCCUUUCGUCUUGCUCUUGCUCUGAAAUCGCCACCAACCCUCGAAAUUCAUGCGCCGGUGGUGAAGUGGGCAGCGUUGGUCGGGUCUCCUUCUUGAUAGAGAAUGAAAACAGCAGAGAUCAUCAAGUUUCAAACCCCAAGGCUAAAAGCACUAGUAGUGGAAAUAAUACUAAAUCAGAGGAUGUUAUCUUGCUCAAGAGAAGCAAUAGCAGCUGUGUGGAGAUCAAGAAAAAGAACGGGUUUUGGAGAAUUGGGAGGUUUUUCAAGAAGAAGAGGGACAAAGAGACUAACUGUGGGAAGAGUGUUUGUGGGGGUGAUGAGAAAAGUGAUUUGUGGGUGGUUGAUUACAUGGGGGUUUCAAGGUCAAGGUCUCUUUGCAGUUUCAGAGGGGGUGGGUUUUUUGGAUCAGAAGAUGGAAGUGACGUGAUGAACUUUUCAGGUGCUAGGAGCUCGAUUUCGGCUGCACGGAGUUCCGGCGUCAAUGGCGGUUUGCUCUUUGAUCCUGAGAGGAAAAGUGGGUUUAGUGAAGCAGAACCAAGGAGAAGUGGUUUUGAUAGUGAAAGAAGAGACAGUACUUUUAUGGAGUCCGAUAUUGCAGCCAUUAGGAAAAGUGGCGUGGGCGGCGGCAGUUUCAUGGAUGUUGAUGGGGGUUUUAGUGGUGCAAACAGGCGGGUCUUUUCUUUGAAAGAGAGUUAUUUUAAUGGUGGGGAUGAUUCGGGUUUCAUUGACUUAAAAUUUGAUUUUCAAGCAGAGUCUAAAGGGGAUAUUCCUAGUAUGAAGAAGGGUGGGGGCGUUUUGUCUGGUUUUGGCAGCAUGAGAGAAGGUGGUGAAUUUAUGCCAUAUAAAUCCUCCGGUGGUUCCGUUGAAAAUACACUGCCAAUGGCUGGAAAUGGAGCCUUAAGCAAUGGGAGUUCAUAUCAGAUGACAAUGGAUGAAAGAGGAAUAAAAAAGAAUAGAAGAAUAUUCAAGGGAUGGCGGUGGAUUUUCAAAGCACCAUCCAAAUUAGACCACUCCAGGGAAGACAAAUGAACACCAUCUUGCAUUUGAGUGUUUGAAACUUGAAUAGGUCAUCAUCAAUCUUUCAAAUUUCGGUCUAUGUUUUCCUUUUGUUCAUUUUCAUAUGUAUUUUUCUUCACAUACUUUUACCAUUUCCCAACCUGUUUGUUUACCUUGCAAGUUUAUCAUAUCUGAAACAUGAUUUUAGAAAAACUGUAGGAGAGAUCAACAUACAGAAAAUGUUGCAGAAAUGGAUGAUUAAAGGAACCAAAAAUAUUUUGUAUUUAUGAUGAGAUUUAUGGAACUAUGACUUACAAAUUUGCUAUCAA
Molecule: messenger RNA, 1772 nt
Organism: Gossypium raimondii (Peruvian cotton)
Lineage: Eukaryota; Viridiplantae; Streptophyta; Magnoliopsida; Malvales; Malvaceae
Exons: 2
Coding region: 259-1476 (405 amino acids)
Source: RefSeq, a predicted model, not a curated record